GUUAAGUUUGGGUUUUGAAAAGCUGUUGAACAAAAAAAGUGGGAAUUUUAAAGUUUUAAGCAAAAACCGCAGAGCGAAAGAUCCCCAAAAAGACCGCGCUGAAUCCACGAAAAGGAAUUCAGUUUCCCCUAGGGUUCCGGGUUUGCGAUUCAUUUCGCAGAAUGAUGAGAAAACUCGCCAAUCCGGCCGGUGAAAGGAACAAGGAUCCGAUUCUAGGUGUGCUGAAGCGGUUUCUCAACAUAACCAAACCGGACCAACAGCUCCUGGAGGUUUCAUCCGGUGUCGGACUGCACUCGCCGUACUUUGCGGCCCACUUCCCCAACAUCACGUUCCAGCCGACCGAAUACGAUUCCUCGCUGUUCGGUAGUAUCGAAGCCUAUCGACAGGAAGCCAAUCUGCCCAACGUUCUCGAACCGUUUUUCUUGGACUUUUCAAAACCCCUCACCGAACUGAAGAAGGAAAGCUACGAUUACAUGCUCAACAUAAACAUGCUGCACAUCUCACCGUUCGUUUGUGCCGAAGGACUGUUUGCCAAUGCAGGGACACUGCUGAAGCCGGACGGUUUGCUGAUAACGUAUGGGCCAUACGCCGUUAACGGGGUGCUUACACCGGAGAGCAACGUUCGCUUCAACGAGUCGCUGAAGCACCGAGACCCUUCCUGGGGCAUCAGAGACACGAGCGUGCUGGAAAAGCUGGCAAUCGCUAAUGGUAUCACUCUGCAGGAAAUGAUUGACCUUCCGGCCAACAACAAAUGCUUGAUUUGGAAAAAGAAAGGCGCAUAGGUUUAUUGAAUACAUGCACGCCGUACAUCGGGCA
Molecule: messenger RNA, 816 nt
Organism: Anopheles darlingi
Lineage: Eukaryota; Metazoa; Arthropoda; Insecta; Diptera; Culicidae
Product: methyltransferase-like 26
Exons: 1
Coding region: 162-782 (206 amino acids)
Source: RefSeq, a predicted model, not a curated record